Molecule: messenger RNA, 878 nt
Organism: Somion occarium
Lineage: Eukaryota; Fungi; Basidiomycota; Agaricomycetes; Polyporales; Cerrenaceae
Source: the annotation of a GenBank genome assembly
AGCGGAGACGCGCCCACCAGCCAUGUUCUCCUCACUUCCGCUUUUCAACCUUGUGUCGUCACCAUUCAAACGGUCGCAGCUUGGUCUUUUCCACGGGAAGAGCAAGCAAUACGGAAACAACGUCCCGUUCUCGAAACACAAAACCCGGAGAUCAUGGCUGCCGAACGUCCACAGCAAACGUUUCUUCUCCGAAACGAUGCAAGAAUUCAUCAAGGUGAAAGUCUCCACGAAGGCGUUGAAGACGAUCAAUAAGUAUGGUGGUAGUAUCGACCAGUAUGUCUUGAAGACGAAACCAGAGCUUCUGGGUCAUGAGGGAAUGCGGAUACGAGUGAUGGUUAGGGACAAACAGAUUGAGAAGGAGGGACAAGGACAAGGACAAGGGUCAUCAUCACCUGGCUCAACACAGUCGGUGGUACCACCACCGUCGACGUUGGCGGAUACUAUUACUGCUGCUUUAAUGCCAUGAUUCGGCUUCUGUCUGGGCGAGAUAUUGCGUUGUGUCUCGUUUGUCGGACCCUUACUUGUAUAUCAUCAUACUUUCUACCUCCGCAUUACUUCUCUAUUCUGUUCAAUGAAGGCACAAUGCUCCCAGCACUCGAACCAUCAAAUUAGCCGUUCCCAAUGUUCUCGACCGCCUGUCGGCACCGGUAUAGUGCUGCGAUCAGUUGCUUGUGCGCAGGACUAGAACAUCUCUUCAGCUUGGCGUUGCAAGUGCCAGUUCGGCCUUGUCUACAUGACAAUCGUGUGGAGCGGUAGGAUUCUCAUUCUAUGUCAAGAGUAUGUUUUAAGUUAGGCUUGGAGCUUGUUGCGAACCCACGCUCAGCUGUUAUGAACCCAUGUCAUUCUGUCCUCAAGCAAUAUAAAGCCGUCUCUCAUUC